AUGCGUUUCUUCUACUCCUUCGUCCUCCUCGCGGUCACAGCCCUCGUCUCCGCCGCGUCCAUCAAGCAGGACAUGGACCUCCUCAAGCGUGAGAUUGACGCUGCUGCCGUCUUCGGACAGGUUGAGAUCGUCCCUGUUCCUCUGGACGGCAACCUGACCAAGCUCGAGUUCACCGUCGACGGUAACUUCGAGGGCACCCUGAUCCAGACCGAAGAUGGCGGAGUCGAGGCCUUUGACGCCGAGGGCAAGCCAAUCGACCUUGACGAGACCGUCUUUGACGAGUUCCUCGAGAAUGUCCCCGUCAGCAAGCGGUUCUACCUUGCCAUCAUCCGCAUCAUCGGCGCGCUCCUCGUCCGAUGGGGACAGCGUGCUUGGGCUUUCUUCGCCUGCAUUGGCUGGAACGCCACCCUCCUCAACUGCGCUGACAAGUUUGUGACCUGUGCUUCGCGCGGUACCGCACCUUGGGCUUGCGCUUCUGGCCUCCUCUGCGUUGGAAAGGCUGGCAAGAACUGCGUCUAA
This is a messenger RNA of Clonostachys rhizophaga, 519 nucleotides long. Lineage: Eukaryota; Fungi; Ascomycota; Sordariomycetes; Hypocreales; Bionectriaceae. The record is from the annotation of a GenBank genome assembly.